AGAGAGAAAGAGAGGGAUAGGGGUGUUGCCGCCUCGGAGACACUCACCACUGAGUAACAGCAGCAGAGCGGGAGCACAGAACCCUUCUGUUUGGAUAUAGCAAGGCUUUCAUUUUAUCGCUUUAUUAAAUAAUCUGCUGUAAUAUUAAACAUUUUUUAGAGUGUUUUAGCAGCAGGAGAUUCAGGUGAACAGGAAAGCUUAUUGUAGACCCUUUCAGCACCUUGGACAGCGACAAUGGCUCCAAUGAUGGAGAGCGGAGUUCAGCCCGUGGCAGUGCCGGUGGGCGUUGCUGUAGUGAGUGUUUUCGGCCUUGCCUUCACGGUGUCGGCUUUCGCUUGGAUCUGUUGCCAGCGCAAAAACACCAAGUCCCAGAAGACGCCUCCGUACAAGUUUGUGCACAUGCUCAAAGGGGUAGACAUCUACCCGGAGAGCCUGAGCGGCAAGAAGAAGUUUGCUACGGCUGCCACCACGACGGCCAACGACACGGGUAAAACGGAUGUCAAUGGAAACUGCCACACCGCCCCAAUGAGUCCAUCGAGCACCAGUAAGCUCGCAGCGAGCCCAAACGGCUCCAGACCGGCUCUGCAUUUGGACCUUGAGAAGCGGGAUCUGAAUGGCAAUUUUACCACCAAACCUUUUCACCACCAUCAUCAGAAGGUGAGGAGCUCUCCAGAUCUGGAGCUGCCCUCUCCACAUGCGGGGUUUACCCAGCCUGGUGCGAUGGACCGCCAUGACCUCCCUUCGCCGUUCAGCAAUCUCUCCAGCCAAGCCCCAACCCCAGGCGUGGACAGAGCUCAUGGAGAGGAGAACGAGAGUGGUCUGGGUACUCUCCACUUCUCCCUUGAAUACCAGCAAGAAAAGAAGGCAUUCAUCGUUCACAUCAAGGAAGCCCACGGUCUAUCCCCAACAGACGAGCAGUCCCUGACCUCCGACCCCUACAUCAAGCUAACCCUCCUCCCAGAAAAAAAGUACCGGGUGAAAACCAGAGUCCUCCGCAAGACCCUAGACCCCUCCUUCGACGAGACCUUCAGCUUCUACGGGAUCUCGUUGGCCCGAGUGUCGGAAUUGUCCCUUCACUUCAUGGUGCUGAGCUUCGACCGCUUCUCCCGGGAUGAAGUCAUCGGAGAGACCCUCGUGCCUCUGUCCGGGAUCGACUUGACAGAGGGGCGAGUGCUCAUGAGCCGAGAGAUCAUCAAGAGGAACGUCAAGAAGUCUUCAGGCCGAGGAGAGCUGCUGCUUUCUCUGUGUUACCAGUCCACCACCAACACUCUGACUGUGGUUGUCCUCAAAGCUCGUCACAUUCCUAGAACUGAAAACAACGGGCCCACAGAUCCUUACGUCAAGGUGAACAUGUACCACGGAAAAAAGCGCAUCUGCAAGAAGAAGACCCACGUGAAGAAGUGCUCCCCCAACCCCGUCUUCAACGAGCUCUUCGUCUUUGACCUGCCCUCCGAAGAGGGUUUGCAAGACACCAGCGUGGAGCUCCUGCUGAUGGACUCGGACAACUCCCGCUCGCCCAACGCCGCAAUCGGCCGCCUGGUUCUGGGGACAUCGGCGGCAGGCACUGCGGGCGAGCACUGGAGGGAGAUCUGUGACCAUCCGCGGCGCCAGAUUGCCAAGUGGCACGACAUGUCAGAGGAUUAGAAUGCGGAUUUGACCUGGUGCCAUCUGGAUAGCAUGAGGGUGUAUGGGUGAGAACUAUCUCCCGCCGGACAGUUCUUUUUUUUAUUUUGGACUUUCACUUGUCAAAGGGAGUGAACUUUAAGGGAUUGGGUCAAAGGGGAGUGGCGUAUUCCAAGUGAUGUCAUUAACCAUUCACCUGUUCAUUCACUUUAAAGUUAUCGGGGUUCAGUUGGCGGGCGGGGCAUCACAAGGAUCACCGUAGAGCUUUACACAAUUCCAAAGACUGUCACUAGUAACAUGCAACAUCUCCAUGGCAACAAGCAGUUGUUCCUGUGGAAGUCUUGCAGCGCAGAAUGUCUUAAAUGUCUCAUUCUUUUCCUCCUCUGUUCUUUCUUCUGCUCUUCCUCUUCUAGAAAGCAGAACCAACCACAUCUCACGAUGCUGUAAAAAGUGUGGAAUAUUAAAUCUUAUUUUAUUUUGACGAUGUAGAUUUCUAAUGUACGUUACAUUGAUUUGUUGUUGAUUUUGUAAGUGACAGUGGUAUUUCAUAUAUCAUGACUGAAGUCAAAUAAAGCCUAAAUUAGGUGGUAUGGGAUUUGAGGAGUGGGCUGAGUGUGUGUGUCUUUGGGGAUCGGUGUGUUCGCGCUGACGCAGCUGUGCGAGUGUGUGGGUGUGAGAUGUCAGCUGUUUAUCCUUGGUGUUUCGUCGCAGUUUGCCGUGAGCACAAACACAGCUGUAAUGUAAAUGUACGUACCUUACUAUAAAACCUGGCAAGUUCUGGCAAAACGAGUUUGAAGCGUUAUUUACUUGUUUGUGUCGGAACGAGAUCAAGAGAAUGCUGAAAGCUGCAGGAUUUUGAUGUGCACUUCUAAGGUUCUAAACAAAAAGGUGUUUGUAAAAUAAACGAUGAGAAAUUCA
Molecule: messenger RNA, 2541 nt
Organism: Oryzias melastigma (Indian medaka)
Lineage: Eukaryota; Metazoa; Chordata; Actinopteri; Beloniformes; Adrianichthyidae
Gene: syt4
Product: synaptotagmin IV
Exons: 5
Coding region: 235-1644 (469 amino acids)
Biological process (GO): regulation of calcium ion-dependent exocytosis; cellular response to calcium ion; regulation of dopamine secretion
Cellular component (GO): axon; synapse
Molecular function (GO): calcium ion binding; SNARE binding; phosphatidylserine binding
Source: RefSeq, a predicted model, not a curated record